CUGCCCUCUCUCCUUCCAACCCCAGACUUUCCCUUACCGCCCCCUCCCGUGCUUGGGGAGGGAGACGACGCGGAGGGCGCUCUGGGAGGUGCCUUCCCACCUCCCCCUCCCCCGAUCGAGGAACCGUUUCCCCCUGCGCCUUUGGAGGAGGAGAUCUUCCCUUCCCCGCCGCCUCCAGUAGUGGAUGAGGGAGGGCCUGAGACCCCCAUACAGCUCCCACCACAGCCCAGAGAGAAGGUGAGCAGUAUUGAUCUGGAGAUCGACUCUCUGUCCUCGCUGCUGGAUGACAUGACCAAGAAUGAUCCCUUCAAGGCCCGGGUGUCAUCUGGAUAUGUACCCCCACCGGUCGCCACUCCAUUCAUUUCUAAAUCCAGUACUAAGCCUGCAGCUGGGGGCACAGCACCCUUGCCUCCCUGGAAGUCCCCUUCUAGCUCCCAGCCUCUGUCCCAGGCUCAGCCUCAGAGCCAGACACAUUUCCAUGUGCAGUCCCAGGCCCAGCCACAGGCCCAGCCCCAGGCCCAGGCCAAGCCUCAGGUCCAGCUCCAUGUCCAGCCGCAGCCGCAGCCCCAGCCCCAGCCCCAGGCCCAUCCCCAGCCUGUGCCUUUGGCUAACACCCAGCCUCGAGGUCCCCCAGCCCCAGCUCCAGCCCCUAAGUUUUCUCCAGUGACUCCCAAAUUUACUCCUGUGGCUUCCAAGUUUAGCCCUGGAGCCCCAGGUGGGCCCAGGUCACAGCCGAAUCAGAAGUUGGGGCCCCCUGAAGCUCCCUCUUCCACUGGUGCAAGCUCCCCUCAGCCCCCCAGCUUCACCUAUGCUCAGCAGAGGGAGAAGCCCCAGGUGCAGGAGAAGCAGCACCCAGUGCCCCCACCGGCUCAAAACCAAAACCAGGUGCGCUCCUCUGGGGCCCCAGGACCUCUGACUCUGAAGGAGGUGGAGGAGCUGGAGCAGCUGACCCAGCAGCUGAUGCAGGACAUGGAACAUCCUCAGAGGCAGAAUGUGGCUGUCAAUGAGUUCUGUGGCCGGUGUCACCAGCCCCUGGCACGGGCACAGCCAGCAGUUCGCGCUCUGGGGCAGCUGUUCCACAUCACCUGCUUUACCUGCCACCAGUGUGAGCAGCAGCUGCAAGGACAGCAGUUCUACAGCCUGGAGGGGGCGCCAUACUGUGAGGGCUGCUAUACUGACACCCUGGAGAAAUGCAACACCUGCGGGCAGCCCAUCACUGACCGCAUGCUAAGGGCCACAGGCAAAGCCUACCACCCACAGUGCUUCACCUGUGUGGUCUGCGCCUGCCCCCUGGAGGGCACCUCCUUCAUCGUGGACCAGGCCAACCGGCCCCACUGCGUCCCCGACUACCACAAGCAGUAUGCCCCGAGGUGCUCUGUCUGCGCCGAGCCCAUCAUGCCUGAGCCUGGCCGAGAGGAGACUGUGCGGGUGGUUGCCCUGGACAAGAACUUCCACAUGAAGUGCUACAAGUGUGAGGACUGUGGGAAGCCGCUGUCCAUUGAGGCAGAUGACAAUGGUUGCUUCCCAUUGGAUGGCCACGUGCUCUGCCGGAAAUGCCACACGGCCAGAGCUCAGACCUGAGUGAGGACCGGCCCCCUUUUCAACUGCAAGUCCAGUCCCUAGCAGUGGACCACCCACCAUGAGACCACCCCACCCCUCUACCCACCCCACCUCCCUGCAGUUAUUUUUUGAUGUCCAGCCCUUCCCUCCAUACCAGACCCCACCCCAGUAUCCUUAGUGUGCUGAUCCAGGGCCCCAGUGUGGCCUAGGGCUGCAGAGUCCCAGCCCUGGAGUCCAGUCCUCCCCUAUCCUGCAGGGACCACCCACCGUCGUCCAGGUACCCCAGCUGAGGGGGCACCAGGCUGAGCACUGCUGCUUUCACUGCCGCACCGAUGCCCCGAGCAGCCUCGUACUUUGCUUGCUGAGGGCCAGGGGACACCCUGACUCUCUGGGAGCUUGGGCUGGGUCACCAGCCUGGACAUUCCCACCUGCCCCUGUGCCGCCAGGUUGUGGCUACAGCUACAAAUAAAAGAACUGUUUUCCAGAA
Molecule: messenger RNA, 2047 nt
Organism: Vicugna pacos (alpaca)
Lineage: Eukaryota; Metazoa; Chordata; Mammalia; Artiodactyla; Camelidae
Source: RefSeq, a predicted model, not a curated record